UAUACCGCAUUUAUCGUUGGGCGAUGAUAUUUGGUUUAUGAACAUCAUUAAAUAAUGCCCGAUAUCGUUACUCUUACUUCAAUUAUUUCCAUUGUUAUUGCGUUGUCACAAUUGUGAUUGAAAUAAAAAAACGUUCACAUGCAUUUCUUUAUUGUGCGUUUCACGAUUUUGUGUGAUUUUGUAAUCGAACACUGCAAACAUUUGCAAUUGUACAGUGGGUCAAAGUGACGAAAUUGUGUAAAAAUCAAAGAAUUUUUGAUAGAAAUCAGAUAAAGCAAUGUUCUUUUUUUACGUUAAUGAAUAUUUCUUAUUCUGGAAAAUUUAUGUCCUUGAAAUAUUGUAACAAAAUUGUGAUUUAUCCAAUAUCAUGUACAGUUGCAUUGUUUUUAUGACAUGUUAUACAUCAUUUCACAUAGAUUUUGACACGUUAAUUUUCCAAAUCCGUUCACAGAGUUCAUCUUCAGAAGUUUGAAAAAAAUUGGUUUAAGUGUAAAAACUAACGAAAUCGUGAUUUUUUCGUUGAAAUGAUUUAAUAACCUGUUGAUUUUUUUCAAAACUCUGAUGACAUCAAUAAAUUUUGCGGUUGAAUUUGAAAUCAGCGUGUCAAAAUCUACGGAAAAUGAUGUAUAACAUAUGAUUACAAUGUUCCAUCUAUACAUGGCAUUGGAUAAAUCAUAAAGUUUAAAGUUUAACGUAAAUUUUCCAGGUUUAAAAAUACUCGUACUACAUUCUCUCUAUUCAUUCCUUAUUCUGAAACCAUUUCAGCUUUAACGUAAAAAGAAAACGUCUUUUCAUCUUACUUUUAUCAAAAGUAAUUGAUUUUGACACAACUUUGUCACUUUGUCUAUUAUGCGUCGUCGCGCGAUCGCAGCGUAAGAAAACGCAUGUGUUCAGCGAGUCUUAAAUCCGUUUUACACGAAGAUGCUUGUACGUAUCGCGAUACGCAUGUGAUGAAUACGGAUCGUUAAUUUAAUUGAACGUAAACGUUCAAACAGGAAUAAAAUACGGCGAUACUUUUUCUCAUGUUGAACGCUGUAUUGCAUAUGCGUAUCGUGAUACAAGUAUAUUAGUGUGAAAGAGAUCGGACGGUAUCGCAAGCGUUCGCUGAGGAAGUAUUAGACAACAAUUUGUCGUUUACUUCACGAUUCAACAAAAGGAGAAUUAAGGGUGGAACUAGUACAGGUGUUGUUUAGACAUGGAGACCGAACACCACGUGAGAAUGAACUCUGGCCGAAAGAUCUGGAGGAUUUAUCGGUUUACGAACCAAUGGGACUCGGACAGUUGACAAAUGUAGGAAAACUGAGGGAAUAUGGUAUCGGAAAAUUGUUAAGAAACCGCUAUGACAAGUUUUUAGGAGAUGUUUACCAUCCUACUGACGUGUACGCUUAUAGUACGAAUUUUGAUAGAACAAAGAUGUCUCUACAGUUAGUUUUGGCUGCUCUUUAUCCUCCAAGUUCAGAGCAAGCAUGGAACAAUAGAUUGUCAUGGAUGCCGAUACCUAUGCACUAUAUGCCGGAGAAAAUGGAUUAUUUGCUGAGACCAGAAUACUCGCCAAUAUUUUCAGAAGCACUAAAAAAUGCACGAAAUUUAGAAGAAGUUUGUAGAAAAGUUUCGCAAUACAAAGAUUUCCUGAGCUUUCUAAGUGAAAAAACCGGAAAGAUCGAAAUGAAUGUAACAGAUGGGUACGAAGUUUAUAAUAAGCUGCAGACACAGAAGAGCAUGAAUUUGACGAUGCCCGAGUGGUGUACAGAGGAAGUGAUGAAGACCUUGCAAUCUAUCGUGUUACUUGAAUACGAAACUCGCUCUCAGACAACGCAACUGAAACGUGUAAACGGAGGCACGCUUAUCAGGACAUUUAUCGAAAAUGUACAACUGAACGAGGACCGCGAAAGGCCACGAAAAAUCUAUUUGUACAGCGGACAUGAAUCAAAUAUCGCUGGAUUCGUGAGAGCUCAUAAUUUCACAGAACCGGCGCUACCAAAUUACGGUACCGCGAUUAUAUUUGAAAAACUAAGCGACGAAGCUGGCAAGCAGUUCGUUAGGUUGCUCCUUUGGACCGGAGUUACGGAAGAGUUGAUACCUUAUAAGUUCGACGGUCAUGACGAAGUUCUCCCGUUCGAUAAAUAUAAAGAGUUAGUAAACGACGUUCUAUCAUCCGAAGAGGAAAUGUAUUCAGCAUGGCAUCAUCUUUCAAAAGAUGAUCUACAUAAACUAUAUGAAGAUAAAGUUAAUUUAAAUUAAAGCAGUUAAUUAGAUUCAUUUUAGCAAUUAAACAGUAACCUGCCUAAAUGCUUUAAUUUCUAUUCAGCUCGGAGUGAAAAUAGCUAAAUAUAUUUUGUAUAAUAAAGAUAAAUUCAUAAUAGAUGUUAAUAAUAAAAAGUAUUUUCUUAAAUAUAUUUAAGUGUAAGAAAGUCUGGUUUGUAGGAGAAAUAUCUAGUUUUGUAUGAAUUUGUAUAUACGUGUUUAUAUACAUUGUUUAUUCGUACAGAUACAUUAAAUUGUUAUUACAAAAGUUUA
Molecule: messenger RNA, 2517 nt
Organism: Megalopta genalis
Lineage: Eukaryota; Metazoa; Arthropoda; Insecta; Hymenoptera; Halictidae
Product: venom acid phosphatase Acph-1
Biological process (GO): dephosphorylation
Molecular function (GO): phosphatase activity
Source: RefSeq, a predicted model, not a curated record